Messenger RNA from Monopterus albus (swamp eel), 3266 nucleotides. RefSeq names its product protein kinase, AMP-activated, beta 2 non-catalytic subunit (gene prkab2). Gene Ontology annotation, molecular function: protein kinase binding. The record is from RefSeq and is a predicted model, not a curated record. Gene Ontology annotation, biological process: signal transduction. Lineage: Eukaryota; Metazoa; Chordata; Actinopteri; Synbranchiformes; Synbranchidae. The transcript is spliced from 8 exons. The coding region runs from base 157 to 963 and encodes 268 amino acids. Gene Ontology annotation, cellular component: nucleotide-activated protein kinase complex; nucleus; cytoplasm.
AAAUUAAUUUUGUCCUAGCCGCACACCGUAGUUUGGGCACCAGACGCUACAACUGUCGUGAAGAAGUGGCCCCCCUCUGCUAAAAACAAACUGAAAAAAAAGUAAUAAUAAUAAUAACGCGAGCUGAUUACGUAGCAGGAUAAAUAGUGAAGCAUUAUGGGCAACACAAGUGACAGGGUGUCUGGAGAUCGCCAUGGAGCCAAGGCGCACCGCUCAGACAGCAGCGGCAGUCACAAAGACCAAGAACACAGCAGCAAAAUGGUGGACAGCACAGAUGACCCCAACAUCUUCAACACCCACGGGCCUGAGUCUAAGGCGUUAGGAGAAAAGGAAUUCUCCCCAGAUCUGGAUGACCUGGUGAAGACUGGUCCUCAGGCUCGACCCACUGUGAUCCGCUGGGCUGGUGGAGGGAAGGAGGUCUACAUAGCUGGUUCCUUUAAUAACUGGAGCACAAAGAUACCGCUAAAUAAGAGCCAUAAUGACUUUGUAGCAAUCCUGGACCUGCCUGAAGGAGAGCACCAGUACAAAUUUUUUGUAGAUGGACAGUGGGUUCACGAUCCCUCAGAGCCUUUGGUAACCAGCCAGCUCGGCACCAUCAACAACCUGAUCCAUGUGAAGAAAUCUGAUUUUGAGGUGUUUGAUGCCCUGCAGGUCGAUUCUCUGGAGUGCUCCGACACAUCAGAUCUGUCCAGCUCCCCUCCAGGACCAUAUGGGCAGGAGCAGUACAUCUUCAGACCCGAGGAGCGUUUCAAAGCCCCACCAAUACUCCCUCCUCACCUCCUUCAAGUCAUUCUCAACAAGGACACCAAUAUAUCUUGUGACCCAGCCCUGCUGCCUGAACCCAACCAUGUCAUGUUAAACCACCUUUACGCUCUUUCAAUAAAGGAUGGCGUGAUGGUGCUGAGCGCGACUCACAGAUACAAGAAGAAAUACGUCACUUCUCUGCUUUAUAAGCCUAUAUAAACGUCAGCCUGAGCGUGCCACAGUGCUUUUAGAGAGCAGCAUGUUUGUAUUCUGCUGUUUAUUUUUCUGUACCACCACAUUUAGCCAAAUCUCGCACUGAAACAAGUUUACAGGUGAGCUGAAGGCCAGGGUCCUUGGCUGGGGCUUGUUUGUUUUUAAAGGUUGCACUUCUGUCUCCAUAGGGCUCUGAAAAGAAGUAGCAAAGUGUGAGUGUGAGUGUGUGUGUGUGUGUGUGUGUGUGUGUGUGUGUGCGGGCUGUCACAGAGAGAUGAAAAGCCUACUGUGGCUUUUACCUGACAUAUAGAGACAGUCAAGAAACUGACUACAUCACUGUGUGUAUUUGAGUGUUUGCAGCACUUUGUCAUUAUAUGCAUGUUAGUGUGUAAAAAGAAAUAUUUUUGGUACAUAUGCCACCUUGACGUAUGGCGGAUCUAUGAAUGAUCUCUUGAAGUGAGGGAUUUUGAGUGGUUGUGACGUGUGUGAACAGUUUGAUUUGAAGUGCUGUGUUGUCCUUCAACAGAUUCAGCUACGUUAUGAAGUAGCCAACUUGAUGUUUUUCUUGGAAAGUGCAUACCGGUUAACAGAACUGCGCAGUCAGGCUCACAGUUGAGGGGCUCAAGAGAGCAAUAGACUUGGUUUUGCUUAACCCCAAAGUGCAAUAACCUGCUGUAAAAAAAAGUACUGAGCUUCAAUUCUAGGGAGAAGCAUGUCUUGUUCUUGCUUAGGCAGCAGUAGCAAAUGUCAUCUGAUGCUGUCAGCAUAUAUUACCCAGGUUGAAUUUCUUUCAGGUGUAAUGGCCAUUUUAGAUGGAGUGCAUGUCUUCAACAGGAAAACCCACUUACCUCAUGGGGAAUGGUGGUCGAAGGUCAACGUUUAGUUCUGCAAAGGCCUUUAUCUUAACAUAAGUUUGCAAGCACUUUACCAGCCUGUGAGCGGGAGUGUCGACCUGAGCUUUUAACUAACCUGCUGUCAGUUCUUGUACUGUAGCUUGUCUUGACUAUAGACAACAGUUUGUGCUUUUUUUUUUUUGUUGUUGGUUUGUUUUUUAGACAUGAUCUCGCAGUGUUUUAUGUCUGUGCAUCUGACUUCUGCUUAUCAAAACUAAUGUACUGUAUGUUUCUGUUGAAUGUGUAGUCAUACACAGAGGCGUCUACACCUAAACCGCUUCAGCUUGAUGCUUUGCAUGUGUUGAAUGUCUGUAACUUGCACAGACAUGGCACUCCUUAGUGUGGUACACGUUCAUAAGGAGAUUGACCACACACCUCAAAAUGUGAUCUGAGACACAUUUUCAGAAGAAUACACAGGGCUGCAAAGAUGAACGGUUGCCAUGAAUUUAAACGUUGUCCAAACCCUGUCCACGUGUGCUUUAUAAACAUUUAAGCUAAUUUGUGUUUUGAGGUGCGGUGGCUUUGAAAGUUAUUUUUGUCACUUGCAAAUUGUGCUGCCUUAUUGACUACACUUAUGGUGCAGUGUAUACCCACAGUUGAUGUUCUACAGAACUAUAAAAGGGGCUUUUCAUAAGUCCUGUUGGUGUUCAACUAAAUACUCUGACAGUAUUUUGUGAAUGUUCAGCUUAGCCAUGAAGUUUUGUCCAAAGAGUUUGCAAGAUAUGAUGAGGGAGUGUGGACAAGCGCCAUGGAUGUGAUGUUUUAAGGCUUAAGCCAAAACUUGAAUUUUACAUCAGUUUCAUGAAUGUUUUGAAAUGCUUUGCAGAACCAGCGUGAAGAUCCACUGUAUGAGCUAUUACUAUAUUAAAGAGGACGUGUUGGUCCUAACUUGUCUUUUUUUUUUUUCCUUUCUAAGAAGGUAACAUUUUGAGACACUCCUUUGUUUUUGGCUUAAUGAUUUUAUAUUUUGACAUUUAGUUGUAUUUUAUAAAGUUCUGAAGAGUGUUUCAUUUCAACAGCACUGUUUCAUAGUUGGAAUGACCAAACUUUAAACCUUCAGGCAUGAGAAUAUUUUGAAUUCUAGGUAACGACACUACCUUGUUCACACUACAUUUUUAUUUCUCACAGUUAAUCUAGUUUAAAAACAUUCUUAUCACCAGCUGAGAAUUGUUGCUUAGUUUUGGUUUACUUCAGUGUUUUAACUUCUCAACUUGCUAGCUCUAUAAGUGCACCUCAGGGUGUGUCAGUACGCUGUGACACCACUUUUGGGUGCGACCACAUGUACAACAGCUUGAUGACAAGUUGCUCAUUAACGAAGUAAGAUAAACUUUUGUGUACAAUCAACAGUACGAGCACAAACCCAAAGACCAACUUAGAAGCGAACCACCGCAUUCAGCCAAAAUAAAAAAACACAAG